GAAAGUAGGCUCCCUCCAAAUAAUAGAAUAACUAUUUGCUUUCCUUUUUCCUCAGCAAUAAUCUAAUACAGUAAUCAACAUAAUAAUGGGAAAUACGUUAAUAAAAAUCAAUUUGUUAUUUCCAUUUUUUAAUUUUAUUAACACACAUUUUCGUACUUUAAGUGUGUGCAAUAAUCAUGUUAAUAAUAAAAUCUACUGCGUAUAUCAAGUUAUAUAAAUAUUGUUCAAUCGCAAUUACUUAACUCGAAAGAUGUUAAAAAGGGCAGUAUGGCGUUUAAAAUCAACAUUUUGGAAUGUUCAAUCACGACCCGCUAGUAAGUUGUCAGUCAAACAUAAGGAAAAUAUUGAAGACAAAAUGCAAGCAUGGCAGAUACACUCGUAUGAUGGUUUAGAAGAAUUAAAGUUGUCAAACGUCAGAAUUCCAAUAAUCGCUAGACCAACAGAUGUAUUAAUAAAAGUCGAAGCGUCUAGCGUGAAUCCAAUAGACAUUGCUAUGACAAAAGGAUAUGGAUCAGCAGUUUUAAAUUUUAUGCGAAAAGCAAGAACAUUUACCAGUGGUGGACAAUACGAAGGAUUGGAACUACCUUUAACGCUUGGUAGAGAUUUUUCUGGUAUAAUAGUUUCAAAAGGACACGGUGUGGGCAAUAGAUUAAAGUUAGGCGACAAAGUAUGGGGUGUUGUACCAGUUGAACAACAAGGUUGUCAUGCUGGUUAUGUAAUUGUAGAUAAUACCUUGGUCAGUUUGCAACCUAAGAAUCUAUCUUACAUUGAAGCAGCUAGUAUAUUAUAUGCAGGGCUUACAGCAUGGUCUGCAUUAUGGAUUACUGGUGGAUUAUGUUAUAAAACUGCCAUGGCCAUCAGAAAGAAUAACAGAAUUUUAAUAUUGGGUGGUUCAGGUGGUGUAGGAACUAUGGCUAUACAACUUGCAAAGGCUUGGAAUAUGCAUGUCAUAACCACUUGCAGCAGUGAUGCAGUUAAUCUAGUGCAUAAAUUAGGAGCCGAUGUUGUAAUUGAUUAUAAAUUGAAUGAUGCAGAUUCCAAAAUAAUUAUGGAGGGACCAUACAGCAUAAUUUUGGAUUGUGCUAAUCAAGGUCCCUAUGAAAUACGUUCAAAAGGUUAUCCCCAUUGUACAUACAUAACUUUAAAUUCACCAUUAUUAAAAAAUAUUGAUCAACAUGGACUAAUUGCCGGAGCUGUAAAAAACGUGGGAGAGUUGAUCAGGUAUAACGUUCCAACGGUCGAAAAUAAAAGUUGCGUAAAAUGGGGCUUUUUUGCACCUUCUCAAACAGGAAUUAAAACCCUUCAAGAAUAUGUUGAAAGUGGAGAGGUUGUUCCUGUAGUUAAAAAAGUAUAUCCAUUCCAAGAGUUACCAGUGGCAUACAAUCGAGUGGCACAAGGCCACUUAAGAGGUAAAAUAGUUAUUGAUAUGAGAUAACACUAGCAAUGCAAAAAAUUAUAAAAAGUAGCAGGUGUGUGUGUAAAACAGAAACCCGUCUGUGAUCGUCAAUGAGAAUACGUGUUUUACUUUAAUAAAUUCUAAUUAUAUUUUGUAUAUAGUA
Messenger RNA from Megalopta genalis, 1559 nucleotides. RefSeq names its product NAD(P)H oxidoreductase RTN4IP1, mitochondrial. Lineage: Eukaryota; Metazoa; Arthropoda; Insecta; Hymenoptera; Halictidae. Gene Ontology annotation, cellular component: mitochondrion. Gene Ontology annotation, molecular function: oxidoreductase activity. The record is from RefSeq and is a predicted model, not a curated record.